AGGCUUUCCAGACCCUCUGGUCCAAUGGUCGACUUUUAAAUGUUGUGGAGCAGCUGAUUGGACCCGAGAUAAUGGGUCACCCUGUCUGGAAUCUUCGAACCAAGACCCCACAGAGUGAGGCCGCAACAGUUCCCUGGCAUCAAGGUUUGAGAAGCAGUUAACACUGUGACAUAAAUAGAUGACUGAAUAAACUGUUCAUUGUUUUGUCUUUCUCUUCUCAGGGUAAAUUAUUAAUACACAGAAACAGUAGGGCCAAAGCAUUAUUUUGAGUUCUAUUCUAAAAUUUAAAAAAUAGUUUGAACAAACAAACUCUAUUAUUUUGCCUCUGAUAUCAUUGCUAUCAUCUUCUACACAGGAUGACUUUUUCAUCGACUUAACCCAUUCAUGAUUGUUAACAAAAAUAUCUUAAUAUUUAAACACAUUAUUUGUCAAUGAAAUUUUACAUCAAUUUUUAAAAGUAAAGGACAGGUGAGAUUAAACAAAAAUAAUUCAACACUGUAAUUCAAUGAAUUUGUAUUUCUAAACAUUUCAGACAUGUUUUGUAGGCAGACACAAUUAAUAGUUGCACAUUUUAAAUAAAAAAAACCACCAAGUUAUGGAUUGAAUAAUUCAUAGAAGUACUUACGUUAAACAAAAUGUACACAUAUUUUGUGUACUUUGCAGACAGUGCCUACCUGGACAAUGAUUCCUACAAUGUUUUACAAGCCACUGCCUGGAUUCCACUGCUGGGUGCAAAUGAAAAAAAUGGAUGCAUGGAGGUUUGUUGUGCUACCUGUUGAUGAUUAGUCUGGUGGUAGCCACCAUUUGUGCUACAUAUGUCUGAUGAUUAGUGUGGUUGGUCGCCACCAACUGCGCUACCUUUGUCCGAGAAUUAGUCUGGUGGUAGCCACCAUUUGUGCUACCUAUGUCUGAUGAUUAGUAUGGUUGGUGGCCAUCCAUUGUUCUAAAUAUGUCUGAUGAUUAGUCUGGUCUAUCUAAUUAAGUUUAUUUAGAACAAAGUAGCUUCACAUGACUUUAUUUCCAGUCAAUUAAUUCAGAAGAAACCGUUACAUUAGAUAGAUGCUUUCCCAAUAUAUCAUAAGAAUAGUUUGAGUAUUUUAAUUGCAGGUGAUUUCAGGCGGACAUCUGGCUGGUAAAGUAGCAAGACACACGUGCUGUUGGGGUGACACCUGGUAUGUGGAGACAGAUAUUGAGGAUGCUGAAAAACGACUCAGUAGGCAUCAAGUUGUUAUGUUAUUUCAUUUCUCUUGUCAAGUUUCAUAAAGUGAAUUUAUUACUUUCAAAGCAGACGUUUAUGAAUGUUUAAAAAAAAACUAAAUAUAUGAGUGAGAAAAAAAUGUUGUCACCACCCAAAUAACUGCAAAUAGAAUGACAGUUUUAUUAAUAAUUCUAUGCUUUGGAAUUGAGAUUUUAAACAUUCUUAUAGUCUAGUUUAUUUAAUAUGAUGAGUUAGAAAAAACAUAUUUUUUUUAAAAAGAAAAUUUCCAGUGCGGGGAAAAAGAAAAUAUUGAUCAUAUAAGCAGAAAUAGUAUUGAAAAUAUGUUUGAUGACCAUAUUUAAAAAUGAACAAUUGUUUAAUAAUAUUCAGAUGUUGACUUUGUGAGGGACAAAGUCCUCUGUCCUGUUCCCUAUGGUGGAAUGCUGCUCAUCAACAACAUGAUCCCACACAGGAGGUGAGUCCAUUAUACUGUAUCAAGUCUUGUCUUUAUAGCUUCUCCAGAAUAGACCUUUAGUUGUAUUAUUACUUAAGUAUUGAGUCAAAACUGCACUAUUGAAAACAAUUUUGUUUAAACUGUGGGUCCCCUUUGCGCAGUUAUGUGAUGAAUUUAGCAAAGGUAGUCCAACAUUUUGCAAGAUUAGUGUGUGUGUGACGAGGCAAAAGUUUAAUGACCGUUGAUCGCCAAUGUUAACAGAUUUUAUUCUGAACAAAUUCUUGAGCCUAAACAAUGUCUCUGAUGAGAAUGUUGAUGACUGUUGUUCAUAGAUUUUAUUUUGAACGAUAAUUUUUCAGCCUAAACAAUGUCUCCGAUGAUAUUCGCUGGAGUCUGGACCUGCGGUGGCAGACGCCUGAGAAACCUGUUGGAUUUUAUGGCAUGAAACAAGGGGUCCUCAUGAGAUCAGAGAAAAACCCUGUCAAGGAAAUCGACUGGGACGGUUUCAAUAGCGUAGACAGACAUCGUGAAGCAGACAAAGAAUGCACGGUAUUUAUCUAUUGUUUCUGUUACAAAAUGUCUUGUCUUUUUAUUUGUAUGGCAGGCAACUCUUGGAGUGGGUUUCAAAUAAGUCUCAUCUCUUGCAUAAGAUGUGGCCUUGUUAUAAAUAAUGUUAGAAGGUAUUUAUUAUAUAUUAGAAUUUGUACAUCAAUCAAUCCAAUCCUAGCAGUGAAUACCAGAGCUCAUAUCAGAAGGCUGAAAAAAGGAAUUUAUAAAUUUAUAGUAGGAUAGAAUUAAUCUUUAAGUUUUGCAUAGAGAUACAACCAGUGAAUGAUUCAAAUUCACUUUUUUAUUUCAUGCAUACUUGUGUCAUAACCAUAAAUGUUGACACAUCUCUUUUAAAUGCAGGGGGAUGUCAAGGAGGAUCCAUUCGAUACAACAAUUGUUGGUCCGUGGAUGAAGAAAUGGGAGAUGACUCACACAAACCGCCACACGGCCCAGCUGACGUCCAGACUGGAGGCCUCCUGGCAUAAGGCUUAAAGUCUUAUAAUAAAAUACUUGACCAAAAGUAGAACUGACCGGUCUCCCCUUGGUUAAUCUUCCAUCAUACCAUGUAUUAUUUUGCAUUUGCUAGCCUUAAAACAUAAAAUAUAAGAAACACUCAUAUCUACCUGCUUAAAGAGUUGAGUAAUUAGAUUUUUAUUUUGUCAGUGUGUAGGCAAAGAGAAAGUACACUGUACACAUUUAUUCACUUGAAAGGACAAAGAGCCAAAAAACUGUAUAAGUUGAAGGAAAUUUUUAAUGUUAAAUGUUUUGCUGAAUUGUACACUAGCAAUUCAAAAUUAGAGUUUAUUCAAAAAAUUUGUGUAUAGUUGUGUCAUGAAUAAUUUGAAAAAAUCUUCUACUUCUAUGAAUAAUAUGAAAUAUAAGAAUAAGGUAUUAAAUGAUCAAGUUAUUGUGUUUGCAUAAUGAAAAAAAAAAAAGUUAAUAUUUGUUCCAUUUCUCAGUGGGAAAUCACUUUUAAAAAAUGCAAAAAUUUAUAUCAAUAUAUUUUACUUUAUGUAUCUAUAUAACAUUUUACUUCCGCUUUAAUGUACUCCACUAAAAAUCAGUUUGUUUCAAAUUGAAUGAAAAUGAUUGAUUUUUAAUAUUUAAAAUAUUUCAUACUUUAUGAAUGAAUUUAUCAUAAUUUUUUUGAAAACCAAAUUGUAUUAGGCUCUAAAACCCUGGUUUUCAACCCAUUAAUAACACCCCCAAAUGGGGAUGCAGAGGGUUUUCUGUGAGGUUGCAGACUUGAACAGUAAACUUUAGAAAAACAGGGUUUAAAGAAAUUUUUAUUUGAUAAUGCAAUAAAGUAUGAAAUUUUUUUUUUUAAAUGUGAUGCGCUGUCUCGCAUGGUAUCAAUUUUUUAAACAUGUCUUAGGGUCUUGGGUCAACUUUGCUUCUAUAAAUAGGGUCGUGACUCAAAUAAGGUUGGGAACAUAUGAUUUAUAAAUUUAACUUGGCAUAUUUAAUUUUUUAAUGAAAUGUUGUCCCUAUUUAUCAGUCUAAUUCACCUGAAGACAUAACUCCUUACGUUCAUGUCAGCUAUUUUCAUGUCAGCUAUUUUCAUAUCAGCUAUUUUCAUGUCAGCUAUUCUAUUGAUGUAAUUGUUUUCUGUGUGGACUCAGCUUUUUUUAUUUCAUUUAAACCAAGGGGCCUGUUUUUUUAUUUACUGGUAUAUAACAAUCUAUGCAUUAUAUAAUUAGAAUGCACAGAUAGACAGAGGCGAGGCACAACUUCAUUGUAUUUCAUUUGUAUUGAAUUACAACUGAGAAGAAGGUCAUUUGUUUUUUUACUUUAAGUUGAAUAUGUUCCCAUUCAUCUUCAUUGUUUAACCAUAUAGUGAUAGUCACAGUGAUAAGAGCAAAUUUCAUUCUGUGAUAUUAUCAGGAUAACAUUUUACAGUUGCAGCUGGUGUUGGCUUGUGGUGCACUGUUUGUGGUGCACUGUUUGCAUAAAAUAUUUUCAACAAUUUAUUUUUCUCUCUAUUAAUGAAAUGACCGGUCUGUGUCAAUCUCUAGACAAGGUGAUGUGACUUGGUCAAGUGCUCUAUGUACCAUAAUAUUUUGGCAGCUAUUAUUUUCUUUGAAAAUUUUCUAAACCACUGAUUUUUUAAUUUUUUCUUAACAAAUCAUUGCACAAAUCCGAUGUUGAGGUUUUCUGGUUCUAUUCAUUUAUGUUAGGCUAUUGUUUAUGCAAGCUUUUCCCUAAACUACACGAUUAAAAGUUUUCAUUAAUUUAA
Molecule: messenger RNA, 4437 nt
Organism: Lymnaea stagnalis (great pond snail)
Lineage: Eukaryota; Metazoa; Mollusca; Gastropoda; Lymnaeidae
Source: the annotation of a GenBank genome assembly